AUGGCCCGACCAACAUCCAAUGGCCUUGUGCAGGCCUUCCAGUCCUUACGACUGCAUUCACCACUCCCAGCUCGCUCUGCACUUCGAUCUCUAGCACACCAAUCGCGAACCUAUGCGACCGAAGUGCAAGCGGAAACCCAACAAUUAUCCACACCGGCCCCGAACGAACUGGCACCCGCAGCCCCCGAGAUUGAUUUCCAAAAAUUCCUCAGCCGUCCGGCUCGCAUCGUACCCGCCUCGCCCGCAUACUUCUCCGGGAGUCCUCGGUUCAUCGAUCAUGUUUUGGAGUUGGAGAAGUUGCAAGCCAAGUAUGCCUCGCUACCAACCGUGGCAGCCAGUGAUGCUCCUCGUAUGGCCUGGUUCAAGCUGGCCCAGUUCCGGGACUAUGUCGGCGAGCCCGUUCCUAUGAAAAAGUACAAGAGCUUGGUGAAGAUCCUGCAAAGGUUGAACCGCAUUCAGCCGGAGAUGCUUCCCGCGGAGGUCAAGGACACGCUCAAGUCGUUCCUGCGUCCCGGGAAUCCGUUCGCGGUCCAACACAUCUCUCGGACCGUGGACGAGAAUGGACGCGCGCGUGCCAAGGGCAAGCGUAAGGAGUCCACCGCUGUCGUGCAGCUGGUUGAGGGUGAGGGCGAGGUGAUUGUCAAUGGCAAAUCGCUUGUCGAGGUAUUCCAGCGCGUACAUGAUCGGGAAAGCGCCUUGUGGGCUCUUCGUUGCACUCAGCGUAUGGAUAAAUACAACGCCUGGAUCACAGUGCGAGGUGGAGGUAUCACCGGCCAAGCUGAGGCGAUCACCUUGGCCAUCGGGCGGGCUCUGAUGAUGCACGAGCCAGGCCUGAAGGCUGUGCUCCGAAAGGCUGGUGUCAUCAGUGUCGAUGCGCGUCGUGUCGAAAGAAAGAAGCCGGGUCACGUCAAAGCCCGCAAGAUGCCUACUUGGGUCAAGCGUUAA
Penicillium oxalicum is the source of this 945-nucleotide messenger RNA. RefSeq names its product mitochondrial 37S ribosomal protein uS9m. Bases 1 to 945 code for a protein of 314 amino acids. Gene Ontology annotation, cellular component: ribosome; mitochondrial small ribosomal subunit. Lineage: Eukaryota; Fungi; Ascomycota; Eurotiomycetes; Eurotiales; Aspergillaceae. Gene Ontology annotation, biological process: translation. Gene Ontology annotation, molecular function: RNA binding; structural constituent of ribosome. The record is from RefSeq and is a predicted model, not a curated record. The transcript has 2 exons.